This is a messenger RNA of Capsicum annuum, 803 nucleotides long. RefSeq names its product universal stress protein PHOS32. The record is from RefSeq and is a predicted model, not a curated record. The coding region runs from base 148 to 642 and encodes 164 amino acids. The transcript has 4 exons. NCBI's taxonomy places the organism in Eukaryota, Viridiplantae, Streptophyta, Magnoliopsida, Solanales, Solanaceae.
GAGGGAAGUAAUUCUCUUUUUUUUGCCUUAACGCGUAUCUUGUACUACUAAGUUUUCACACGGAAUAAGGUGCUCUGUAUUUCUUUUGCUAUUAAUUAUACAAGGAGAAAACCCAAAGAAGAAAGAAUAACAAAUCAGUAAGCAAAAAUGGUGAAAGACAGGACAAUUGGUGUGGCAAUGGAUUUCUCAAAGAGCAGCAAAACAGCUCUAAAAUGGGCUAUUGAUAACUUGGCUGAUAAAGGUGACACCUUUUACAUCAUCCACAUCAAGAACCAUUCUUCUGAUGAGUCACGUAAUAAACUCUGGGCUCAAUCUGGUUCUCCUUUAAUUCCACUGGUGGAAUUUAGGGAGGCUGAAGUGUUGCAGAAAUAUGAUGUGGAGACUGAUAUUGAAGUUCUUGAUUUGCUUGAUACUGUUACUAGGCAGAAAGAGAUAAAAGUUGUUGUUAAACUAUAUUGGGGAGAUGCUAGGGAGAAACUGUGUGAAGCUGUGGAAGAUCUGAAGUUGAAUUCUUUGGUUAUGGGGAGCAGAGGCCUCAGUACCCUCCAAAGGAUAUUCUUGGGAAGUGUGACCAACUAUGUAUUGUCUGUUGCUACCUGCCCUGUGACUGUUGUUAAGGAUCCAGAUUUUCACAAGCACUGAUCAAGUUUUGUUUUAUUGUAUAUGAGUGACAAAUGAUACUUAUGAAUAUGAUACCAGUUUCGAAUAACAUGAAGGCUUUUUUACAUGUUGUAAUUUCUCUCUUAUGAUGACGAUUUCCUUACAUUUCAAUGCUAAAUAAGACAUCUUGUUUCUGGUUUCAA